AUGCAUUCAUAAUGCUGUACAGCUCACCCAUUUUUGGAAAAAUCGAUAUGUUAUUAUUACCUGCGAUUCUUGGGGGUGACAGCGUUUUAUUAUUUGGCAAUUUGAUAAUGAUUGUCACGUUCAUUUUAACCGUUCCACGAAUGCAUAUGCUUCAGACUAUAUUAAAGAUCUCUUCAAGAUUGCCCUCGGAAUCAUACGAGAAGCUAUCUAGACUGAUCCACGCUAAGGAUAUCAUCGGAAUUCUUUAUGUAGUUGGAUUCGUGUUCAUAUGCGCUUUGACACUGCAAAUAAAUCUUUGGUUUGAAAUGUACAUUAAUCUAGUGACAUUUCAACUGGAUAUGCUGUAUAUGAAUUGCGUUUGUGUAGUAAAAGCGUGUUUUAAAGAAAUCGAUGACAAUCUGACGAAUAUGAGACAAUUUAUUGCAAACAAUAAGUCACAUGUCCCUAAUAAUGCCACAUGUGUGGAACUAAACUAUCACUAUCAGAGGAAUCAAUUUCUGAUCAUGGACCUCAAGGCUCUAAGGAAGCAACAUCUGGCGAUCAGCGAUACAGUACAGAUGCUAAACAUGAUCUUCAGUUUACAACUUCUUGCUACAGUAAUCAUGACCUUCUCUAAUAUCACUUUCAAUCUCUACUACAUACUGAGUUGGGAGCAUUUAUCAAGAAAUAUGCUGACAAAUGGAUUAUAUGACGCGCAUCAUCUCUUAUACACGAUGUAUCUCUUUAUGAAAAUAGUAUUGAUAGUGUGGGCAUGCGAGACGGGCAAAAAUCAGGCUCAACAGAUCAGCACUUCCAUUCAUAAUAUGUUUAACAGCACCACCGAUAAGCAAAUAAAAAAUGAAGUAAUAUAAUGAAAUAUCGAAAUAAUAUUUGUCUUUUAAAUUCAGUGCUUUUGUGUGCUUGUUAAAUUUAAUCUAUUAUAUUUAUGUUAUCUAUUAUAUUACGUUUUUCAAAUUUUACGUUUGACGAUUUUGUGAUUGUAGAUGAAACUAUUUUCCCUGCAAAUACUUCAUUGCAAUAAUACAUUUUCUGCAAAAGGUCUUACUGUGGACGCAAAGCUUCUCGCUGCGGUGAGUAAUAUGUUAUAUAUAUUUCAGUUAUUAGUUGACAGGAUUGCAUUAUUUUCUCUCUUAAUUUUAUUUUUAGAUAGUGAGUAGCAUUAAUACGUACUUAAUAAUAUUAUUUCAAUUCAAGCAUAUGUCAUUUUCUUGCGAGGAAAAGACGGUAAAUAAUAAUACAAAAGUAAUCUAAUUAAAAGAAGACACAGUAAUUAUAAACAAGCAAAUGCGUUUUAAAUAUUAAAAAAAUGGCUUUGAAUUUUACAUAUUGUUGUUGUGAACGUAUAAUCGCAUAUCUUUUUAUAUUUGUGAUGCAUACAUAUAUAGAUGCAUGUACAUAUA
Molecule: messenger RNA, 1400 nt
Organism: Wasmannia auropunctata (little fire ant)
Lineage: Eukaryota; Metazoa; Arthropoda; Insecta; Hymenoptera; Formicidae
Exons: 1
Coding region: 12-851 (279 amino acids)
Biological process (GO): sensory perception of taste
Cellular component (GO): membrane
Source: RefSeq, a predicted model, not a curated record